Messenger RNA from Clupea harengus (Atlantic herring), 16657 nucleotides. RefSeq names its product HECT, UBA and WWE domain containing E3 ubiquitin protein ligase 1 (gene huwe1). Gene Ontology annotation, molecular function: zinc ion binding; ubiquitin protein ligase activity; protein binding. Gene Ontology annotation, biological process: ubiquitin-dependent protein catabolic process; Golgi organization; base-excision repair. Bases 1845 to 15746 code for a protein of 4633 amino acids. Gene Ontology annotation, cellular component: cytoplasm; nucleus; Golgi membrane. The record is from RefSeq and is a predicted model, not a curated record. Lineage: Eukaryota; Metazoa; Chordata; Actinopteri; Clupeiformes; Clupeidae. The transcript has 83 exons.
GUGUGUGAAUGCACGCGCCUUGCGCGCGCGCGAUUCUACUCGUAUCUAUUUACAUUCCGUUUGCAGAAUUCCUUAUGUGUGUCAAUUACUAAGUCAUUGUUCCCUCGUUGAAAUGCACCCAAGGAAAAUGUCAUGGUCGUCGUCCAUUCUGCUUUCAAAUUUGAACCAAUAUCUACUAGCUGGAUCUUGCCGAGCUAGCUGAUGUACAUGUGCCCGAGACUUGAGUGAUGAGGGCUACAUAGCCACAGACAUGUAACAUAACGAUAGCCAGCAAGCUAACGUGCUAGCUAAUGUUAACGUUACAUGUUUGCGGCAUUAGCAUGUCAACCCCUUCCUCCUUGCAUUUAGGUUGUAACAUUAUCAUUGACAGACCCAGAUUGCCAUGGUUUAUUUGGAUAAGCUCUGUGUCUGUUAAAGUAUAAAUUAUACAAGCCCCCCAAAAAUCACGUAAAGUUGAAAGGCGUGAUUUUUGUCAUUUGAGAAAACGAACGCAAGGACUAACAGUUAUCUUAACGUGAAGAACUUGGAACAAUGUAACGUUAGGCUAGUAGUGGCUUUAGAUCAAAAGUUGGCUAGCUAGCCUAGCUGGCAAGAUGCCAAAACCAGGAUCUAAGCAGAUGUGUUUUGGGGAUUUGAGACGUUGUGAAAAUAUGGCUCCGAAUAACGCUAUAUAAAAAAAGCUAGCCAGUAGUUUAAACGUCAUUGCCAAUAGGGUCAAUUAUACUGACAGCACACUGCAUGUAACUUAUCAUCAGCAACUGUUUAGUCAUAAAGCUUCACGGUCACCUUAGCAUCGACUUCAUUUUUAGUUUUAGGUUUCGGUGUGAUUGUGUACUGCAAAUGGCCAGGCAUUGUUUAAUGGUGAAUAUGGAACAGCGUAAUCAAAGUGAUGAACGUGCCAUGUAGCAAUAAUUCAGUGUGAGUUUUUGGUCCAUUCGUGUUGAUGGCUUCUCCCCCUAUAUCUGUACUGGCGUGAAGUAGCUUAUGACUAAUGACUGAACGUGUUGUGCUCCUGCCGUAGUUAUUAAGGUGAAUGUUGGGUCACCUGAGUGGCUGUCCUGUUGCACGCCCAGCGCAAAUAUAACGGCAAUGGGUCGCUGAAAACAACAGUUUACAGAGUUUAUAUUCUCAUCUUCUUCCUUGGUGAAGUUGAUGUAGUUUAAGCCGUCCUGGAAAACUCAGCUAUUAAACUUUUUAAGCAAACUGUUUUUAUACAUUUUUAAAUCAAACACCAGAAACAUGUAAAGUAAUGGUUGUUUGGUCAUUGGAUUCAUUAUGUUUAGUUGGUAACUUAAGAAUUCAUCCCUAUACUAGUUGCAUGUCGUGGUCCAUGGCACCAAUAUGUCAAUCCUCUUAUUCUAUUUUUUUUUAUAUUUUGGGUUGUUUUGCUCAAAUUCGUAUUCAUGGCUUUUCCAAAUUUGCCUCAUCUAUUAUUUUGGAUGAAGGCAGUUAAAACAGAUUAAACAACUUUACCUCAAUGAAUAAUUUACAUUUGGGUAAACUUGUUGGUAUAAUACUAUACUAUAAUACAUCACUUUUUCCUUAGUAAUGUAAAUGUAUGGUAAUGUUGGAAAAUAAUUCGACUCAACGCUUUAACAUUGUUCAAAUACCAAAUGACAACACAGGUUGUUACGCACAAUUGCAGCAGUAAAACUCCGAAAUCCACCAAUUCACUCAGUGUCAUGCUAGGCCCGUAUGAGGGAAUGAUUCAGCGGGAUAUUAUGCGUUUCACAGCUAGCUAGCCAACCUACGAACGCAUGUCGGAAACCGUAUUGUAAAUGAAACAUGCUGUUAAGUUGGAUUUGCCAAGUCAUUUACAGCGCAGCGAGUAGAAACUAGUGACCAUGAAGGUUGACAGAAGCAAAUUAAAGAAGACUCCCACUGAAGCGCCUGCCGAUUGCAGGACGCUGAUCGAGAGGCUGAAAGGAUGCAGCGACGAACAGCUGCUCCUGGAGCUGCAGCAGAUCAAGACCUGGAACAUCGGGAAGUGUGAGCUGUACCACUGGGUGGACCUGCUUGACCGAUUCGAUGGGAUCCUGUGCAAUGCUGGACAGACCGUGGAAAACAUGUCCUGGAUGCUGGUGUGUGAUCGGCCAGACAACAGCCAGCUCAAAGCUCUGUUGUUGGCUGUUCUCAAUUUCACGGCCCUGCUGAUUGAGUACAGCUUCUCAAGGCACCUGUACAGUUCCAUAGAGCACCUGACCACCUUGCUAGCUUCCUGUGACAUGCAGGUGGUCUUGUCAGUGCUGAACCUGCUCUAUGUCUUCAGCAAGCGCUCCAACUACAUCACCAGAUUAGGUUCCGACAAGAGAACUCCUCUGCUUGCCCGCCUGCAACACCUGGCCGAGAGCUGGGGAGGCAAAGAGAAUGGCUUUGGACUGGCGGAGUGCUGUAGAGAUCUGGCCAUGUCGAAGUACCCUCCCAGUGCCACAACUCUGCACUUUGAGUUCUACGCUGAGCCCAGCGCGGAGGUCAAAGUGGAGCGGAAGUCGAGCAGCAACACAUUACACUACAUUCACAUUGAACAGCUGGAUAAGAUCUCGGAGAGUCCGUCUGAGAUUAUGGAGUCACUGACGGUCAUGUACAACAUCCCGAAGGACAAGCAGACUCUGCUGUUCACACACAUUCGCCUGGCCCACGGCUUCUCCAACCAUAAGAAGAGGCUGCAGGCUGUCCAAGCCAGACUACACGCCAUUUCCAUCCUCGUGUACUCCAAUGCCCUCCAAGAGUCAGCCAACAGUAUCCUCUACAACGGAUUGAUAGAGGAACUAGUCGAUGUGCUGCAGAUCACAGACAAACAGCUAGUGGACAUCAAGGCUGCUUCUCUACGCACUUUGACAUCAAUAGUUCAUCUGGAGCGGACGCCAAAGCUCUCUAAUAUCAUCGACUGCACCGGCACAGCCUCCUACCACGGCUUUCUGCCCGUGCUCGUGCGCAACUGCAUACAGGCCAUGAUAGAUCCUCUCAUGGAACCGUACCCGCACCAGUUUGCCACGGCACUCUUCUCAUUCCUCUAUCACCUGGCCAGCUAUGACGCCGGUGGAGAAGCGCUGGUCUCCUGUGGCAUGAUGGAGGCCCUGCUCAAGGUGAUCAAGUUCCUGGGGGAUGAACAGGACCAAAUUACCUUUGUGACGCGAGCAGUGCGCGUGGUGGACCUCAUCACCAACCUGGACAUGGCUGCCUUUCAGUCUCACGCCGGCCUUGUCAUAUUCAUCAGCAGACUGGAGCAUGAGGUGGACUUGUCCAGGAAGGAGUGCCCAUUUGUCAUCAAGCCAAAGAUUCAGAGGCCUAGCACGACAGGGGAGACGGAGGACAUGGACACAGACAUGGACAUGUCUGAGGUUUUCAUGGAGAGCAGCCCUGGACCUUCCACCUCUGCCACCACCAAAACAGAGACAGACCCUCGAGCACCGAGCAGCACCGCCUCUACACCUAGAGCAGGUGUGCAGUGCAUCCCGCAGAGGGCCGCUCUGUUGAAGUCCAUGUUGAACUUCUUAAAGAAAGCCAUUCAGGACCCGGCCUUCUCGGAUGGCAUCCGUCAUGUAAUGGAUGGGUCCUUGCCUACCUCACUCAAGCACAUCAUCAGUAAUGCCGAGUAUUAUGGACCCUCCUUGUUCCUCCUUGCUACGGAGGUGGUGACAGUGUUUGUGUUCCAGGAGCCCUCUCUGCUUUCCUCUUUGCAGGACAAUGGCCUCACUGAUGUAAUGCUGCACGCGCUGCUCAUCAAAGACGUCCCUGCCACCAGAGAGGUGCUUGGCUCCCUGCCCAACGUCUUCAGCGCCCUGUGCCUAAAUGCCCGCGGUCUGCACUCCUUCGUUCAGUGCCAGCCCUUCGAGCGCCUCUUCAAGGUGCUGCUGUCCCCCGACUACCUGCCCGCCAUGCGCCGCAGACGCAGCUCCGACCCACUGGGAGACACUGCUUCCAACCUGGGCAGUGCAGUGGAUGAACUGAUGAGACACCAGCCCACUCUGAAGACCGACGCCACAACAGCCAUUAUUAAGUUGCUGGAGGAGAUCUGUAACCUGGGCCGAGCCCCCGAGUACAUCUGCCAGAAGCCCUCUAUCCAGAAGGCGGACGGCACGGUGGUGGUGGCGUCCACGCGCUCCAACCACGCGGCAGAGGAAGCCUCCAGUGAGGACGAGGAGGAGGAGGAGGCCCUCCACACCUUCAGCCAGCAGCAGGGGGAGCCGGAGAGCAACAGACAAGUGGUCGGUACCGAGGAGAGGAUCCCCAUUCCCCUCAUGGAUUAUAUUUUGAAUGUGAUGAAGUUUGUUGAGUCCAUCCUCAGCAACAACACAACUGAUGACCAUUGCCAGGAGUUUGUGAACCAGAAGGGCCUGCUGCCCCUCGUCUCAAUCCUCGGCCUGCCGAACUUGCCCAUCGACUUCCCCACUUCCCCUGCCUGCCAGGCUGUGGCAGGAGUCUGCAAGUCUAUAUUGACUCUGUCCCAUGAGCCCAAGGUGCUGCAAGAGGGCCUGUGUCAGCUGGAUAGCAUCCUGACGGCGCUGGAGCCGCUGCACCGGCCCAUCGAGGUGCCCGGGGGCUCGGUGCUGCUGCGCGAGCUGGCCAACGCCGGCCACGUCACCGACGCCACGCUCUCGGCCCGCGCCACACCGCUCCUGCACGCGCUCACCGCGGCCCAUGCCUACAUCCUCAUGUUCGUCCACACCUGUCGAGUGGGACAGAGUGAGAUCAGGGCCAUCUCAGUGAAUCAGUGGGGCUCCCAGCUUGGUCUGAGUGUGCUGAACAAACUGAGUCAGCUGUACUGCUCGCUGGUGUGGGAGAGCACCGUGCUGCUGUCCCUCUGCACGCCCAACAGCCUGCCCCCCGGUUGUGAGUUUGGCCAGGCCGACAUGCAGAAACUGGUGCCCAAGGAGGAGAAGCCGUCCGGCAGCAGCACCGCAUCCUCUAGCAGGAGAACUGCAGAGGCAGAUGCGCUGGGAGUCGACCCCUCAGCCCAAGGCCUGUUGGAGGGUAUGGGCCUGGACGGAGACACCCUUGCACCCAUGGAGACGGAUGAGCCCACAGCAACUGACCCUAAGGCCAAGUCCAAGCUCACGCCAGCCAUGGCCACACGCAUCAAGCAGAUCAAACCUCUGCUCUCCGCUUCUUCGCGGUUGGGUCGGGCUCUGGCCGAGCUCUUUGGGCUGCUCGUGAAACUGUGCGUGGGCUCGCCAGUCCGCCAGCGCCGCUCCCACCACACCACCAGCACGGGUACUGCCCCCACCCCUGCAGCCCGCGCCACCGCCUCCUCCCUCACCAAGCUGCUCACCAAGGGCCUGAGCUGGCAGCCACCACCCUACACGCCCACGCCACGCUUCAGGCUGACCUUCUUCAUCUGCUCCGUGGGCUUCACCUCGCCCAUGCUGUUUGAUGAGAGGAAGUACCCCUACCACCUCAUGCUGCAGAAGUUCUUCUGCUCCGGAGGCCACGACGCCCUGUUCGAGACAUUCAACUGGGCCCUGUCCAUGGGAGGCAAGGUGCCCGUGUCUGAGGGGCUGGAGCACACCGACCUGCCCGACGGCACAGGAGAGUUCCUGGAUGCCUGGCUCAUGCUGGUGGAGAAGAUGGUAAACCCCAGCACCGUGCUGGACUCGCCCCAUUCCCUGCCCGCCAAGGUGCCAGGAGCGACCAGUACCGCGCCCCAGUUUAGCGCCCUGCGCUUCCUCAUUGUCACCCAGAAGGCGGCCUUCAACUGCAUUCGCAGCUUGUGGAACCGCAAGCCCCUGAAGGUGUACGGCGGGCGCAUGGCUGAGUCCAUGCUGGCCAUCCUGUGCCACAUCCUGCGUGGCGAACCCGUCAUCCAGGAGCGUCUGGCCAAAGAGAGGGAGGGCACCGUGCGGCCCGAGGAGGAGAGCAGCACCUCCUCCUCCUCCGCCGCCCCGGCCGCUGGAGGCACUGCGCCCGUGGCUCCUGCCGGAACCACUGGAGAGGCAGCGCCUGCAACAGGCAGCGUCGCACCGACCGCAGGAGGAGGAGCAGCGGAAGAGGGCAGCACCUCCACGCCCAGGAGAGAACCACAGGUCAACCAGGCUCAGCUCACACAGCUGAUGGAUAUGGGUUUCUCCAGAGAGCAUGCCAUGGAGUCCCUGCUCAACACCAGCACCAUGGAGCAGGCCACCGAGUACCUGCUCACACACCCCCCACCUCUGCUCAGCGCCGCGGUCAGGGAGUUUGCCAUGUCUGAAGAGGAUCAGAUGAUGAGAGCCAUAGCCAUGUCUCUGGGACAGGAGGUCAGCAUGGAUCAACGCUCUGACUCCCCCGAGGAGGCAGCGCGUCGGCGUGAGGAGGACGAGCGGCGAGCGCGGGAGCGGUCCGAGGAGGAGGAGGCCCGCUGCCUGGAGCGCAUCAUGGAGGCCGAGCCCAUCGACAGCACCGAGCUGCACGCCUUCACCGACACCAUGCUGCCCGGCUGCUUCCACCUGCUGGACGAGCUGCCCGACACCGUGUACCGCCUGUGCGACCUGCUGAUGACCGCUAUCAAGCGCAGCGGCCCAGAGUACCGCGACCUCAUCCUCCGACAGGUUGUCAACCAGGUUUGGGAGGCUGCAGAUGUGUUGAUCAAGGCCGCAGUGCCGCUCACCACCAGCGACACAAAGACUGUGUCCGAGUGGACCCGCCAAAUGGCCACCCUGCCUCAGGCCUCCAACCUGGCCACCCGCAUCCUACUGCUUACACUGCUCUUUGAGGAGCUGAAGCUGUCGUGUGCGCGGGUGGUUGAGAGCAGCGGGGUGCUGGCUGUGCUCAUUAAGCUGCUGGAGGUGGUGCAACCCUGCCUGCAGGCGGCCAAAGAGCAGAAGGACAUCCAGACUCCGAAGUGGAUCACCCCUGUGCUCCUGCUCAUUGACUUCUAUGAGAAAAUGGCUGUUUCGUCCAAACGAAGAGCUCAAAUGAACAAGUAUUUGCAGCCCAACGGCAACAACUGGCGCUGGUUUGAUGACCGCUCAGGCCGCUGGUGCAGCUACAGCGCCAGCAACAACAGCACUAUCGACUCGGCCUGGCGUGCCGGGGAGACCAGUGUGCGCUUCACCGCCGGCCGGCGCAGAUACACAGUGCAGUUCAACACAAUGGUGCAGGUGAAUGAGGAGACGGGCAACCGGCGACCAGUGAUGCUGACUCUGCAGAGAGCGCCACGUGCCCCCAAGCCCUCUAAAGCUGGCAUCUCCACGGACACGGACAAGGAGGAGGGCGAGCGCGAGCGUGCCAAGACUGAGGACACCCAGGCUGAUGCGGACGACGCGGAGCAGAAGGACUCCUCUACGCCGGCCGCCCCGGCCGCCCCGGCGGCCGCCGCCGUCCAGGACUCCUCAACGGAAUCGGGCGGCAUCGUGGUGCAGGGCCUGACGGAGGAGAUGACCACGGUGCUGAUCCGCGCCUGCGUGAGCAUGAUCAGCGUGCCGGUGGACCCGGACACGCUGCACGCCACGCUGCGCCUCUGCCUGCGGCUGACGCGCGCCCACCAGUACGCCAUGAUGUUCGCCGAGCUCAAGAGCACGCGCAUGAUCCUGGGCCUGACGCAGGGCUCCGGCUUCAACGGCUUCACGCCGCUCGUCACGCUGCUCUUCCGCCACAUCAUCGAGGACCCGGCCACGCUCAGACACACCAUGGAGAAGGUGGUGCGCUCUGCUGUGACCAGCGGGGCUGGGAGCACCACCUCAGGCGUGGUGUCUGGCAGCCUGGGCUCCCGGGAGAUCAACUACAUCCUGCGCGUCCUGGGCCCUGCGGCCUGUCGCAACCCAGAAUGCUUCACGGACACGGCCAAUAGCUGCGUCCGCAUCGCUCUUCCGGCCCCAAGGGGUGCUGGCACAGCAUCAGAUGAUGAGUUUGAGAAUCUGAGGAUCAAAGGGCCCAAUGCGGUACAGCUGGUGAAGACCACCCCCCUGAAGCUGUCCCCCUUACCAUCCAUUCCUGACACCAUCAAAGAGGUCAUCUAUGACAUGCUCAACGCCCUGGCAGCCUACCAUGCCCCUGAAGAAGGUAAGCCCAAUCCCAAGUCAGGACUGUGCCAGAUCCUGCAGGACGUCGGAGACGAUGUCUACCAGCAGUACAGGCUCACGCGCCAGGGCAGCGACUUCGACUCGCAGUCAGCCUUCCACAUCAACACUCAGGUGUUUGCAGCAGACGGGGCCGUGGCCGAAUCCUCCCAGUCUGGCACUCCACAAGGAGAAGCCUCCACACCGGAGGAGAUGCGUGAAGAGAAGAAGGACCAGGAGGGAGAGAAGGGCGCCGCCUCGGAGGAGAGCCGCGCCGCCAAGGCCAAAGCCAGCAAGCCGCUCAUGCCCACCUCCACCAUCUUGCGUCUGCUCGCCGAGCUGGUGCGCUCCUACGUGGGCAUCGCCACGCUCAUCGCCUCCUACAGCUACACCGCCGGCCAGUCCGAACUCAUCAAAGAGGACUGCAGCGUGCUGGCCUUCGUCCUGGACCACCUGCUGCCACACACGCAGAACUCCGAGGACAAGGACACGCCCGCACUCGCCCGCCUCUUCCUGGCAAGCCUGGCAGCCGCCGGCACAGGCACCGACGCUCAGGUGGCGCUGGUCAACGAGGUGAAGGCUGCCCUGAGCCGGGCGCUGGCCAUGGCGGAAGGCACGGAGAAACACGCCCGCCUGCAGGCGGUGAUGUGCAUCAUAAGCACCAUCAUGGAGUCGUGCCCGUCCACCUCCAGCUUCUACAGCACCGCCACCACCAAGACCCAGCACAACGGCAUGAACAACAUCAUCCGCCUCUUCCUCAAGAAGGGCCUGGUCAACGACCUUGCCCGUGUGCCACACAGUCUCGACCUUUCCAGUCCCAACAUGGCAAACACUGUGAAUGCAGCCCUGAAGCCUCUGGAGACACUCUCGCGAAUCGUCAACCAGCCCAGCAGCCUGUUCGGGGGCAAAGGAAACUCCAGCAAGAACAAGACUGAGCAUGACACAGUUGGAACCACCAGAGAUAGCAACAGCAACACCCAAGACCCAGGUGAAGUGGGUGAGGCGGAACCUGUGGAGAGCCGUCACCGCGGCCAGGGGACGGACGUGGACCUGAUGGACGGGGAGACGGAGGGAGACACGGUGGUGAUCGCCGGGCAGCCCGAGGUCCUCAGCACACAGGCCAUGCAGGUGGAGAAUGAACUGGUGGAUUUGAUCGAUGAACUUCUGGAGAGGGACCCCGGCACUGUCAAUAGCACCAUUAUCGUUGGACCCAGUGGAGAAGACGAAUCACAAGAGGAUGUGCUAAUGGAUGAAGCUCCUUCCAACAUGAGUCAAGCCUCCACACUACAGGCCAACAGAGAGGACUCCAUGAACAUCCUGGAGCCCGAGGAUGAGGAGCACACUCAGGAGGAAGACUCCAGCGGCAGCAACGAGGAUGAAGACAGCCAGGACGAGGAAGAAGAGGAGGAGGAGGAAGAGGAGGAGGAUCAGGAUGACGAAGAAGGAGAUGAGGAGGACGAUGACGAAGGCUCAGAGAUGGAACUGGACGAAGACUUCCCGGACAUCAACUCUGCACCGCACAUUCGCUUCGAGAGGUUCGACCGCGAUGAUGACCUCAUCAUCGAGUUUGACAACAUGUUCUCUACCAACGCUGACAUCCCUCCCUCCCCAGGCAACAUUCCCAGCUCCCACCCGCUGAUGGUGCGCCACGCCGACCACGGCUCGCUCACGCUGGGCGGGGCGGGCAGCAGCAGCCGGCUGGCCCAGGGCAUGGGCCGCAGCCAGCGCACCCUGCGCCAGCUCACCGCCAACACCGGCCACACCAUCCACGUGCACUACCCCGGCAACCGCCAGCCCAACCCACCUCUCAUCCUGCAGAGGUUGCUGGGCCCCAGCGCUGCAGCAGACAUCCUGCAGCUGUCCAACUCUCUGCCGCUGCAGUCCCGCGGCCGCACACGCCUCCUAGUGGGCAACGAGGACGUGCACAUCAUCGCCCGCUCCGACGACGAGCUGCUCGACGACUUCUUUCACGAGCAGAGCAGCACGGGCGGACAGGCCGGCACUCUCUCCAGUAUUCCUACUGCCUUAACCCGCUGGACAGACGAGUGUAAAGUGUUGGAUGCCGAAAGCAUGCAUGAUUGUGUCGCUGUGGUGAAGGUACCCAUCCUACAGCACCUGGAGGGCCUGCGGGACGAGGAGCUGGAGGAGCGCAGGGAGAAGAGGAGGCGUCAGCUGGCCGAGGAGGAGGAGGCCAAGCAGAACGAGAGGAGCACCUCCGCUGGGGAGGAGAGCCGGGAGCAGAGCCUACAGGGCUCUGGCCUGGGAACCGUGAACGGAGCCGGAGAGAACACCGCAGAAGGGGAGCAGGCUCAGGGUGGAGUCUCCUCCAGCCUGGACCAGCCGCGCACCUCCGAGGGCUUCCUGACCGCCCCGCCGUCCGGAGAGGUCACCCCCACCACGCCCGCCCCUCACGAGCAGGCCCUGGUCUCCCUGGAGACGGCCAUCAGCCAACAGGUGCACCAGCCAAUCGCCGAGCUGCUGCUGGCUGAGUCUCAUGGCGAUUCGCUGGGGGCCCUUGCUGGCGCGGGACUCGGUCAGCUGCCGGCGCCUGACAGGCCCAACUGUGAAGCCGAGGCCUCUCAGAUGGAGAUGUCCCCUGCGCCCACUAUCGGUGAGAGAGGAGGAGGAGCGUUGGAGGCAGUCAGGGAAGCUUCUCUCAGUCCAGACAUCGCUGAGAGCUCUGAGCCCGUGCCAGUGGGUGUGUCACAAUUGGAAGGGUCUCCCAUGGAUACCAGCAGCCCCGCCUCUGCCACACAGGAAGAGCCGGCUGCUAGUUCGGCUCCAGCCAUGUCCCAGGAACUGUCUGGGAGCGGAGACAGCGGGCUGACCGACAGGCAAACGGAUGCUGAGACCGGCUCUACGUCUGUCUCGUCGCCCGGAGAGACAAUGCCCCGGAGUGACAGCGCUGACAGCCAAUCGCAGGCUAUCCAGGAGGAACCUCUGCCAUCCACCAGCAACGAUGACGAAGACCCUCUGGCAGGUAUCAGUUUGCCCGAGGGUGUGGACCCCUCGUUCCUGGCCGCGCUUCCUGAGGACAUCCGCCGGGAGGUUCUGCAGAAUCAGCUGGGCAUCAGGCCUCCAUCUCGUGCCACCACCUCCGCCCUGCCCUCUGCCGCCACUCCUGUGCUCGGGGGAGGGGCUGGGAUCACCGAGGUCAGCCCCGAGUUCCUGGCUGCUCUGCCACCUGCCAUCCAGGAAGAGGUUCUCGCCCAGCAGCGUGCUGAGCAGCAGCGGCGGGAGCUCUCCCAGCAGCCUACCACGGGCGACCAGCCCCUGGACCCAGUCACCUUCAUCCAGACGCUGCCCUCGGAGCUGCGCCGCAGCGUGCUCGAGGACAUGGAGGACAGCGUGCUGGCCGUCAUGCCGCCGGACAUCGCCGCCGAGGCCGCCGCCCUGCGCCGCGAGCAGGAGGCGCGCCAGCGGCAGCUCAUGCACGAGCGCCUGUUCGGCCACAGCUCCUCGUCUGCGCUGUCCGCCAUCUUGCGCUCGCCCGCCUUCACCAGCCGCCUGGGGGGCAACCGCGGCGUGCAGUACACGCGCCUGGCCGUGCAGCGCGGGGGAACCUUCCAGAUGGGCGGAGGAGCCAACCACAGCCGCCCCUCCAGCUCCAACGUGGACUCUCUGCUGCGUCUGCGCGGACGUCUGCUGCUCGACCACGAGGCGCUCUCCUGCCUGCUGGUGCUGCUGUUCGUGGACGAGCCCAAGCUCAACACCAGCCGGCUGCACCGCGUGCUGCGCAACCUGUGCUACCACUCGCAGACGCGCGGCUGGGUCAUCCGCAGCCUGCUCUCCAUCCUGCAGCGCAGCAGCGAGAGCGAGCUCUGCCUGGACAGCAGCGUCGCCACCCUGGCGGCCGCCGCCACCUCCUCCGGCUCCUCCCGCUUAGACGAGGCCUCUGGCAGGGGCAGCAAGCGGGCACUGGGCCAGAGUGGCAACAGCAGCAGCGGAGCCGGCGGUGCCAGCAGUAGCAGCAAGGGCGCGUCCUCUGCCCAGGCCUCCUCCAUGGCCUCUUCGUCGUCGGCGUCGUCCUCGUCUUCUUCAUCGUCUUCGCCCUCGUCACUGGAGCUGCUGAACCGCGUGGAGUCCCGCAGCUCCAGCCAGCUCUCCUGGCUCUCCGUGUCCAUGGACGCGGCUCUGGGCUGCCGCACCAACAUAUUCCAGAUCCAGCGGGUCUCCGGGCGCAAGCAUGCCGACCGCCACCCCCCGCAGGGCAGCAGCAGCGUGGUCAGCUCGGGGCUGGCUGGAGGAGGAGGGAUCAGUGGCGGGGCAGGGGUGACGUGUUCCGCUGGCGGGGGAUCUACCGUGCACAUACACCCGCAGGCGGCACCUGUUGUCUGCCGACACGUGCUGGAUACACUCAUCCAGCUCGCCAAGGUGUUCCCCAGCCACUUUACCCAGCAGCGCUGUAAGGACCUGCUCACCUCCUCCGCCUCAGACCUGGACACCCGCCUGCUCGGUAGUGCGUCCAGCUCCAGCUGCCGUUCCCAGGGCAACCUCUCCUCUUCUGUCAACCCCUCUUCUGCCUCCCACAACUCCCUGGGCGGCGGCAGCUCCUCCUCCUGCUCGGUCGGCACGGCCCAGUCCCUGGGCAUCUCCACCGACUUCUGGGACCUGCUGGUCAAGCUGGACAACAUGAACGUGAGCCGCAAGGGCAAGGCCUCCAUGAAGACGGUGCCUCUAGGGGGCGCCGGCGAGGCGGACGGCGGCGGCCUGAGUCUGGAGGCGUCGCCACUGGGCCAGCUGAUGAACAUGCUGUCGCACCCGGUCAUCCGCCGCAGCUCGCUGCUCACCGAGAAGCUGCUGCGCCUGCUCUCGCUCAUCUCCAUCGCCCUGCCCGACAACAAGGCCACCGAGGUGCCCGCCGCACACCCGACGCCGCAGGUCCCCGCCAUUGCCACCGCUGCGGCUGUGGCCACGGUAGCGGGCGCAACCGCGACGACCAUCUCGGGCGCCGUCGCGGCCACCGCCUUGGGGGCCACUGCUGCUCCUGCUGUGACCACGCAAGGGGCCACCUCAGGAAUGGGAGCAGCAGCAGCCGUACAGCCGCCCGCCUCCAGCAGCAGCAGCAGCUCAGCUGGGCUAAACACCACCAGCAGCACCAGCGCAGGGGCUUCAGGAGGGAAGCAGAAGGCGGUGGCGGCGAUAGCAGCCAUCACAGAGUUCGACGCCAAGCUGGCCUCCACUGGCCUCACCGAGAAGCAGCUGCAGCUCUCUGUUGAGGUGCUGACGUCUCACUCAUGUUCUGAGGAGGGUCUGGAAGACGCAGCCAACAUCUUGCUGCAGCUGUCCCGAGGCGACGGCCUGACGCGUGACACCGUCCUCCGACUGUUGCUGAGUGGCGCGCGCCACCUGGGAUACACCCUCUGCAAACAGAUCGGCACUUUAUUGGCAGAGCUAAGGGAGUAUAAUCUCGAGCAGCAGAGGAGGGCACGGGCCGAUGCCCAGUCUCCUGAGUCGGGGCACGAGGACCCCUCUCUCAGCGCCCGCCUCAAGGGCAAGAUGACCAGCAGAUUCUGGCAAGGGAGACUCAUUCCAGGGUUUGAUGGAUCGGAGAGCGUGGUGAUCGUAGCGGCGCAAAAGCGCCCGCUAGGCGGUCGCGAGCUGCAGCUGCCGUGCAUGAGCUCGCUCACCUCCAAGACGUCCACGCAGAAGUUCUUCCUGCGCGUGCUGCAGGUCAUCAUCCAACUGCGCGAGGACACGCGCCGGGCCAACAAGAAGGCCAAGCAGACCGGGCGACUGAGCUCCACCAGUCUGGGUUCAGCCAGCAGCAUUCAGGCUGCGGUGCGGCAGCUGGAGGCCGAGGCCGACGCCAUCAUUCAGAUGGUGAGAGAGGGCCAGCGGGCUCGCCGCCUGCAGCAGGCCCCCCCAACCUCCACCACCUCCUCCUCCUCCUCCUCCGCCGUCGCUGCUGCUGCUGCUGCCGCCGCCACUGUGUCUGCCGGACCCUCAGCCCCGCCCGCCCCUGCUGCCGUGGCCACCGCCGCCGCCCACAGCGCCCCCCCUCCCGGCACGGCCAGCACCGCCACGUCUGAGGUGCACUCUGCAUCAGAGCCGCCGGCCGCCCAGCGAGACGACUCCCCCAUGGACGUGGACCAGCCCUCACCCCUGGAGCAGGAUGGCGCACCCUUGGGAGAGGAGGGCAGCAGCCAGGCGGAGCAGGAGGAGCGACUGCCCGACCUGCCCCUGCUCAGCGAGCAGCUCCUCCUGGACGAGCUGUGGGACAUGCUGGGCGAGUGCCUGAAGGAGCUGGAGGAGUCGCACGACCAGCACGCAGUUCUGGUGUUGCAGCCAGCGGUGGAGGCGUUUUUCCUGGUGCACGCCACAGAGCGUGAGAGCAAGCCGCCGGUGCGCGACACACGAGAGAGCCAGCUGUCCCACCUCAAGGAUGAUCCGGCACCCCUGUCCCCCGCGCCCCUCACCCCUGCCACGCCGUCCUCCCUGGACCCCUUCUUCUCCAGAGAGCCUUCCUCUAUGCACAUCUCCUCCAACCUGCCCCCCGACACCCAGAAAUUCCUGCGCUUUGCUGAGACCCACCGUACAGUGCUUAACCAGAUCCUGCGCCAGUCCACCACCCACCUGGCCGACGGCCCCUUCGCCGUGCUGGUCGACUACAUCCGCAUCCUAGACUUUGAUGUCAAACGCAAGUAUUUCCGUCAGGAGCUGGAGCGUCUAGACGAGGGCCUGAGGAAGGAGGACAUGGCCGUUCACGUGAGGAGAGACCACGUGUUUGAGGACUCCUACAGGGAGCUGCACCGCAAGAGCCCAGAGGACAUGAAGAACAGGCUCUACAUCGUGUUUGAGGGCGAGGAGGGCCAGGACGCCGGCGGGCUUCUGAGGGAGUGGUACAUGAUCAUCUCGAGGGAGAUGUUCAACCCCAUGUACGCGCUGUUCCGCACGUCGCCCGGCGACCGCGUCACCUACACCAUCAACCCCUCGUCCCACUGCAACCCCAACCACCUCAGCUACUUCAAGUUCGUGGGCCGCGUGGUAGCCAAGGCCGUCUACGACAACCGGCUGCUGGAGUGCUACUUCACACGCAGCUUCUACAAGCACAUCCUGGGCAAGAGCGUCAGGUACACAGACAUGGAGAGUGAAGACUACCCCUUCUUCCAGGGUCUGGUCUACCUGCUGGAGAACGACGUGUCCACCCUGGGCUAUGAGCUGACAUUCAGCACAGAGGUCCAGGAGUUUGGGGUGUGCGAGGUGAGAGACUUGAAGCCCAACGGAGCCAACAUCGUGGUGACGGAGGAGAACAAGAAGGAGUACGUGCACCUGGUGUGUCAGAUGAAGAUGACCGGUGCCAUUCGCAAACAGCUGUCAGCCUACCUGGAGGGUUUCUAUGAGAUCAUUCCCAAGCGGCUCAUCUCUAUCUUCACUGAGCAGGAGCUGGAGCUGCUCAUCUCUGGCCUGCCGGUCAUCGACAUCGACGACCUGAAGGCCAACACAGAGUACCACAAGUACCAGGCCAGCUCCAUACAGAUCCAGUGGUUCUGGCGUGCCCUGCGCUCCUUCGACCAAGCCGACCGGGCCAAAUUCCUGCAGUUUGUCACGGGCACGUCCAAGGUGCCCCUGCAGGGCUUCGCCGCUCUGGAGGGCAUGAACGGCAUCCAGAAGUUCCAAAUUCACCGUGACGACCGCUCCACUGACCGCCUGCCCUCUGCGCACACUUGCUUUAAUCAGCUGGACCUUCCAGCAUACGAGAGCUACGAGAAGCUGAGACACAUGCUGCUGAUGGCCAUUCAGGAAUGCUCAGAGGGCUUCGGACUGGCCUAGAGACUUUCCUUACACACGUACACAUACACACACACAUGCAUUCACAGACACACACACAAACAUCAUACACAUGUACUGACACACACACACACACAGGUUUAGACUCAUAUUGUUAACUUAUGACACAGAACACACAUGCAUAUUCACACUAUCGUAGACAUGGCCAAGAUCUAUUUGUUUGUAAUACAUAUAAACCAGACGGCAUUGGAGAGAUGAUGCAAGCGAAUAAGAGCGACUUAUUGACAUUUGCCUACUACACACAGAGCCUCACACAGACACACAGAACUGUAUUUGGUAUGUUUGUGUGUCUCCCUUUCCCUAUUAAAUUGCAAAACCUGAGAGACGAUAUGGAGGAUAAUACUUGGACUAAUAUGAGAAGAAGAAAAAAAAAAAGAAAAAAAAAUAUGUUUCUCCAUUUAGUUUUUCUCUGUACAAAAGGUUUGGGAGUUUAUUAUGUUUAAUCUUUUUUUUUUUUUUUUUUUUUUUUUUUCCUUUUGGCUGUGUAAAAAAAAAAUGACAAAAAAGACAAAAGGUUGUGCGUGUGAAAGGAUGGAUAUAAAACACUUGGGGGAAAACCGCUGAUUGUCCUCUGCUAAUUUGUGACCUCAUGGUGAGCUUGGAACAGGGGAUAGUCAGUGUGUGGUGCGGAACAGGAGAUGCGAAUGCAGGGACUUUUCAAAGGGUGACAUUUUUAAGGCAACUUCUGUGGUAUUUUUGGGGGGGGGGGGGGGGGGGGGAUUAUGCAGAGAUAAAGGAUAACAAGUGAAGGAUUACGGUUGGGGUGGGGUGUUUGGGUAGGGGGGAAACCACAGGCAUUCUGACUGAAAUGUGGUCAAUCCAACAGCUGAAACCAGCCUCUCCGCAAAAGAGAUCAGAGAAUAAAUUGCUACUUAAAUAAAUGCAUAAAUCGA